AUGCCAAGCUCAGACGGAGCCGCCAAGCGUGAAGAUGCCGAGACUGCUCAGCCCCAACGCCUCAAGUUUUGGGUGCUCAUAGUCUCAGCAUUCGCGGAGCUCUGGACUAACCACGGCGGUCGACAGGAUAAGCUCAUCAUCUCAACUGCCAUUCCUCAGAUCACCGACACCUUCCAGUCCAAAAACGAUAUUGGCUGGUAUGGAACAGCCUACUUGCUCACCAACUGUGCCUUACAGCUCGUGUUUGGGAAACUGUACAAGUUCCUCUCGAUCAAAAAUACCUUCCUUUCGUCCCUGCUGCUGUUUGAGGUCGGCUCUGCCAUCUGCGGAGCAGCUCCAAACUCGAUCGCGUUUAUUUUCGGACGAGUCAUCGCCGGUCUUGGUGCUGGAGGAGUCCUUCCUGGUGUUAUAUCGAUCAUCGUCCAUGUUGUUCCCUUGCAGAAGAGGCCGAAAUACCAGGGCUUUUUUGGGGCCGUAUUUGGAAUUGCGUCCGUUCUUGGUCCUACCGUGGGCGGUGCUUUCACCACACAUGUCAGCUGGAGAUGGUGCUUCUACAUCAACCUUCCUAUCGGAGGCAUGGUCAUGAUCCUAAUAUUCUUCUUCCUCACGGAUCCCAGCCAAUCUAGUCAAAAGUGGUCUCUCAGAGAAAAGUACGGCGGCACUACCUACGCAUGGAGCAAUGGCCGCGUGAUUGCCCUAUUUGUUGUUGCGUUUGUGCUCUUGAUAGCCUUUGCCUUGGUCCAAGUCUGGCUUCCAGAUCAAGCCAUCUUUGCCGCCCAAUAUCUUCAUCCAACGCAGUAUCGCGUCUGGCUUUUUGGGCCAGUAUGUGUGUUGGCGCACAUCAGACCCUUUUUUUUGUACUAUCUCCCCAUCUGGUUCCAAGCGAUUAAGGGCAAAUCUGCUGUCCAAAGCGGCGUGGACCUCCUGCCUAUGGUACUGGUCAUCGCCGGAACCCAAUACCGCCAACUAGCACUUCAAGAGUACAAUGAUUCGUUGCGUAUUAUCUACCAAGUCGCUCUGAUAAUGGCCUGUAUUGCUAUUCCGGGCGGUCUGGCUAUGGAGUGGCAUAGUGUUAAGAGCAAGGGUCCUCCACGAGGUUCUGAGGAGAGAAAAGGCGCCGUCGAGAAAGAGCAACCUUUAGGACAUGUCAAACAGCCGAAAUCCCUGGAAGAAAACAUCCCACCCUCUGCUGGAGAUGCCAACGAAACAGUCCGCACGCUGGAUGACGUACCGGCAGAUGAGCCGACGACUGGCAAUAACAAUAACAAGUACACCAGCGCCGACAGUUGA
Grosmannia clavigera kw1407 is the source of this 1290-nucleotide messenger RNA. RefSeq names its product major facilitator superfamily transporter aflatoxin efflux. Gene Ontology annotation, molecular function: transmembrane transporter activity. The record is from RefSeq and is a predicted model, not a curated record. The coding region runs from base 1 to 1290 and encodes 429 amino acids. Gene Ontology annotation, biological process: transmembrane transport. Lineage: Eukaryota; Fungi; Ascomycota; Sordariomycetes; Ophiostomatales; Ophiostomataceae. The transcript is spliced from 8 exons.